CAAAAAGAGUGAGAAAGGGGCGUGUAUCUUUCUACAGUAGGAAUUUGGAACCCAAUUCCCACUCAACUGAGAACCCAAUUCCCCGAGUUUUGUUGGUUCAUAAUGGCUCUGUUCCGAGGUCACAAGGCCUCCCUUUCCAGAUAUACUACUUCUCCUUAUCCAUUUAGCUAUCACGUAUUCUUGAGCUUUAGAGGUGAAGACACCCGAAAGAACUUCGCUGAUCACCUCUACACUGCCCUUGUCAAUGCCGGAUUUCAUACUUUCCGGGAUGACGGACUCGAGAAAGGGGAGAAUAUCAAGCAAGAGCUUGCGAAUGCCAUUCGAGAGUCACGAACUUCUGUCAUUGUGUUUUCGAAAGACUACGCCUCUUCCAGAUGGUGUCUGGAGGAGCUUGUCACGAUCCUUGAACGCAAGAGGACCUCCAAUCAUUUCGUUUUACCAGUCUUCUACGACGUUGAUCCAUCCCAUCUGAGGAACCAGACUGCAAGUGUUGCAGAAACAUUUACUAGACACCAGAAAACUCAAUCGUCGAGUAAAGUGAGAAGAUGGCGGGCAGCACUUAAACAAGUUGCAGAUCUAGCAGGAAUGGAUUUACAAAAUGAAGCUGACGGGCAUGAGUCGAAGUUUAUCCAGAAGAUUGUUGGAGUGAUUCGAGACAAGCUAGGUCGUGUCCCCCUAAGCGAUGUCCAGAAGGAAUUAGAGGAUAAGUUGUUAUCUGUUAACCCUGUUCUUGAUGACGCCGAGGGGAAGCAACUGAAAUUCCAAACGACUGUGAAGCCAUGGCUCCAUAAGCUUAAAGAGGCUGUCUAUGAGGCUGAGGACCUGUUGCAGGAGAUCAAAACACAAGUGUUGAGGCAAAAGAAGAAUGACAAAUAUGGGAGUAGCACCAGUAAGGUACAAGAGCUCAUCUCUACUCCAUCUCAUGCUUUUGACUCAGCUUUAAUAUACUCCAGGGUAGAUGAAGUUCUUGAAAAACUAGACAACAUUUCGAAGCAGACAAAAGAUGUCCUUGAUUCGGAAGUAACCACUGGACACAGAGUAUCACAACCACUACCGUCAAUUUCUUUGGUAGAAAAGUCUGUGUAUGGAAGAGAUGAAGAGAAAGAAAGAUUGGUUAAAUUAUUGCUAUCAGAUGAUGAGACUGGCAAUGAAACAGGUGUGAUUCCUAUUGUGGGUAUGGGUGGGAUCGGAAAGACCACCCUUGCCCAGUUUGUAUACAAUGAUGUUAGAGUGAAGCAACAUUUUCACCUCCAAGCAUGGGUAUGCGUUUCAAAAGAAUUUGAUGUUUUUAGGAUCUCGCAACACAUUUAUGAGUCCCUCACCACAGAAGCUUGCCAAAGCACAAACCUAGAUCUGCUUCUAUCAAAGUUGCAGGCAACUUUGAUGGGGAAAAGGUUCUUCUUUGUUCUUGAUGACAUCUGGAACAAGAAUUAUAACCAGUUGGAACUCUUAAGGCGUCCCCUUGAGUCUGGAGCACAUGGAAGCAAGAUCAUUGUCACAACACGAGAUGAAAAUGUUGCACGUAUGAUGGGUAGCCUUAAAGCUCACAGUCUCAUGCCAAUGUCUGAGGAAGAUAGCUGGUCGUUAUUUGAAAAACAUGCCUUGAAAAAUGGAGGUGUUCCUACACACUCACAUCUUGAAAAAAUCGGUAGACAAAUUGUUCGAAAGUGCAAUGGUCUUCCUUUGGCUAUUAAGUCCCUUGGGGGUCUCUUAUGUUCUAAAUUGUUAGUGGAGGAAUGGGAAAGUAUAUUGAACAGUGACAUGUGGGAGUUCUCACUGGAUGAGAGUGACAUUCUGCCAUCUCUAUGGUUGAGCUAUCUAGAUCUGCCUCUACAUCUCAAGCGUUGUUUUGCCUAUUGUUCACUAUAUCCCAAGAACUAUAAAUUUCAAAAAUCAGAGUUGAUUUACUUGUGGAAGGCUGAAGAUCUAUUGCAACAUAAAAAAAACAAAAUGGCAGAAGAAGUCGGACAAGACUACUUCAAUGAUCUAAUCUCAAGAUCAUUUUUUCAACAUUCAUCAAGUUCCGAUGAAUACUUCACAAUGCAUGACCUUAUCAAUGAUUUAGCAAGCUUUGUAUCUGGAGAAUUUUAUUUUAGGUGGGAGGGUACUGAUUCACCCAAUAGUUUGAGCAAGACUCGUCACUUUUCAUAUAUGUCUAGAUAUCAUGAUGAGGCUGAUAGCCUAGCGAUGUUUGAGGCUUUACAGCAAGCUAAAUGUUUGCGCACCUUUCUAUCAUUAAAACCUCGUUGGUGGUUGCAGUUGAACAAAGGACGAUGUGAUAUAUUGCCAAAGUCAGAGUGUUUAAGAGUGCUAAAGUUAUAUGCAUACAAUAUUGAGGAAUUGCCUGAUUCAAUUCACAACUUCAAACAUCUUACGUACUUGGACUUGUCUGCGACUCCCAUAAAAAAGUUAACUGAUACAAUUUGUACUUUGUAUAACUUGCAAGUAUUGUUGUUGUCAAACUGUCGAGGCCUUAUUGAACUGCCAGCCAAGUUGCGAAGAUUGAUCAACUUGAGCCAUCUGGAUAUUACAAAGACAAAGCUAAAAAAGAUGCCACCACAAAUGGGGAGGUUGAAAGACCUCCAGAUGCUACCAGAGUUUGUGCUAGACAAGCACACUGCUGGGGAUAAUUUGGCAGAGUUAAAGAAGCUUGAAAAAUUGCGUGGAAGACUUCGUAUCUCAGGGCUUGUGCAUAGCAGCGGUUUGGAGGCCUACAUACUGAGGGACAAGAAGUUUCUUAAGGAACUGGUUUUGGAUUGGGGACGAAGGCAUGUCUUCGCUUACAUUUAUACGGUAGAAGAAAGAGAAGUGCUUGAGAAGCUCCAACCUCACCUGAACCUGGAAAGGCUUACAAUUAAAGGUUAUGGAGGCAAAAUGUUUUCAGGUUGGUCAGAAUAUUAUCCUUCCUCUGCUCUUGGUUAUCUUGAACUUGUUGAUUGUGUGAAUUGUAUCUCCUUGCCACCAUUGGGACAGCUACCUUCCCUCAGAGAGCUUCAUAUUUCUAAGUUACAUGGAGUGGUGUCCGUUGGUUCUGAAUUCUAUUAUGGUGACGGCAACACUUCUAGUGUGAAUAAACCAUUUAGAUCUCUACGGUCUUUGAAAUUCGACAAUAUGAGUGGAUGGAAAGAUUGGUCUUAUGGUGGAGGUGACGAUAAUGAAGGUGGGGUUUUUCCUAAUCUCGUUCAUCUUGAAGUGAUAGACUGUCCCAAUCUUACCGGGAGAUUAGUUUCAGACAGUCUCCCAUCUCUUGUGUCUUUGACGGUAUUGCAUUGCCCAGAAUUGGAAUGUUUUCCGGAAGAUGGAUUCCUGUCAAAGUUAAAAUCACUUGAACAAGGAAAAGUGAAUGCAAAGAGUAUUCAGAAUCUGAACAAGGGUCUCCGAACACUCACCUCUCUUGAAAGAUUGACACUUGAGUUCAGCUGCGACGAAAAAGUAGAUUGGUUUGUGGAGGAGCAGGCUGGGAUGUUUCCCAGCAUUCUCACAUAUCUCACGAUCUGCCGUCUGAAUUGUGAGACCAUCAACGGUGCCAAGUGGUUUGGCAAUCUCAACUCUCUUCAAGAAUUGGAGAUUUGGAAUUGCCCUGCGCUCCGGUGCUUGCCAAAUAGUGGACUACCCUCUUCUCUUCAACGCUUGCAGAUUUGGCGUUGCCCUGCUCUGCAGUGCUUGCCAGAUAGUGGACUACCCUCUUCUCUUACUUACCUAUGUAUCCAUGAAUGUCCUUUGCUUGAGAAAAGGUGCCAAAGAGAGACGGGUGAAGAUUGGCCCAAGAUUGCUCACAUCAAGUGCAUAUCAAUUCGAUAACGACAUGACAACGACAGAAGGCUUCCAUUUUCUGCGUGUAAGAUCCUAUUGUUUGAACUCAGAGGGCUUCCACAGUUCUAGGGUCUUGCUUGAAUUCAUGAUGGAUGGGUUUGAGAAAAUCGGUUUGACAACGACAUGCCAGAUGAAGGAGAAACAGACCAUUUCCAUUUCCUACGCAGUUUCAUGGAAAGUGAGCAAAAUUUCUUGAUAUGUUAAGACAGAGAUAUGCCAAGGUUAAGAUUGCUCGCAGGACCAAUAUUGCCAUGUCUUGAUGUCUGAGUUCUUCUCUUCUUAUCUGAACUUGCAGACUGUUCUUUAUCUCCUCCACUCAUUCCCACUGUUUCGAAGCAGAAUGAAAAUCACAGAGAGAUGAGAGCUAAUUUUGGCUUCAGGGUCGAGCUGAUAGUAAUGGUUUUCUGUUUUCUUUUGCCAGUGUAUACCAGCUCUGUAGAAGUUAUAGGUUUGCGCUACCACUAAAGCCUUAGGCCCUACAUUUUGGAAAAGAUGGAGAGGGAAAGGUGAACUAAGAUGUGCGAUGUCCUGAUAGUCCCAUUUGCAGUGCUGCCACUGAAGGAAAAUCGAGAAUUAAUUACCUCAAACUUGGUGUCCAUGACAAUAGACAACACAUGAUCAAAUAGUGUUGCACUUUGAUUGAUAAGAACUGUCCUUACUGGCAUAUCACUCAAUUGAUGAGUUUUGUUAAAGGCAUGUAUUGGUGAUUUGGAAAUGCCCUGCGCUGCAGUGCUUGCCAGAAACUGGGCUGUCCUCUUCUGUUACAUCUUUGAAGAUUUCCAAUUGCUCUGCUCUCUGGUUCUUGCCAGAUAGUGGGCUGCCCACCCUCUUAUAAACUUGGAGAUUAAUGGAUGCCCUUUGCUUGAGAAACGGUGCCAAGAAAAUACGGGUGAAGAUUGGCCCAAGAUUGCUCAUAUCCUCAAUAUAAAGAUCAAUGGGAAUUGGAUAUGACAUGCCAUGUCUCGAGUGGUCUCAUUUUGAAGUUAUCUGUCAGAUUCUCUUUCUUCAGGGUCAAGCUAGUUGUAAACUACAAGAGCAGUGCUGCCACUAAAGUGUAUAUCAACUUUCUAGAUGUUACAAGUUUACAGUACUAUAUGCAGUGCUACCACUAAAGCCUUCGGCCCUGCAGUUUGGAAAAGGUGGAAAGAGAGAGGUUAAUUUAGAUGUGUGAUGUCCUGAUAAUCCCAGAGGCAGUGUUGAAACUGAAGGAACAUUACAUUAAUCAUCAAAAACACUUGGUCUCUGUGGCAAAAGAUAUCACAUGACCAAACAGUAUUGCACCUUGAAUGAUAAGAACUGCCGUUACUGACAUCUCGAGGAACCAUUGGAUACAUAGCUCCGGAACUGUUUUACAAGAAUAUUGGUGGUGUGUCGAACAAAGCUGACAUCUAUAGUUUUGGAAUGUUGUUGAUGGAAAUAGCAGGGAAAAGAAAGAACUUGAAUGCAAAUGCGGCCAAUACGAGCCAAAUUUACUUUCCUUGGGUGUAUGACCAGUUAAAUGACGGAAAGGAGAUGGAGAUCGAAGAUGCCACGGAUGAGGAAAAGAAACUAACAAAGAAAAUGUUCAUGGUAGCAUUGUGGUGCAUACAAAUGAAGCCUAGUGACCGUCCUAAUUCAAUGAACAAAGUAGUAGAGAUGCUUGAAGGAGAAGUUGAAUUCAUUCAACUACCUCCAAAGCCUUUCCUAUAUCCACAAGACACGCCACAACUUUGUCAUUAUCACUGCAAUUGAAAAAUGAAGCUCAAGAGUCAAUUUGAUGAUUCAAAAUCCAGAAGAAGUGAUGUAGCGCCAGUUAAUAUGAAGUGUUCUUCCAUGCUCCGCAUAUACGCUCUCUAUAGAAUUUUUUUUUUUUUUUUUGUCUGAAGCUGUGUAUAGUUCGUGUACUUUAGAUCAACCAUUGUAUGGGAUUUCCUAUAUUAAACAAUGAAUGUAGGUGUUGUUGAUUAUGUGGUGGCUGAUGGAUUCAAGGGCGGGUUGUGCUUAUCGGAAAUCAUGAGGGAAUGUUUGGGAGUUUUGCAGUUCUUGCUACAAAGCUUCUCGUCUUUACCGAAGGUAGCUUAAUUCCUACUUGUUAUUGAACAUGCUCCGAUCAGUAUCAUAUUGGUCAGCAGUUGUUUACAAGCUUCGUAUUAACCCUAUCAUGUUCUUUCUCUACACCGGCACUAACACUUGAAAAAAAAAACUGCAUAAAAGAAAAGCUGUAUAUACAUAUAUAAUCCAGCAAUAUAUUGCCCAAGUAAGUUACGUACAUAUAAUCCGAUAGAAUUUAGACAUUAGUUGCCUCCCUUAAAGCAAUUCUCUUGGUUAUAGCUUGCAGCUUAGUGUUGACGUGAGUAGUGCUGGAGGCCAACAAUGAUGGCAGACAAUGGUGGCGGACAAGUUGGUGGCUGGCCGAACAAGUUAGGAGCUAAUCCACUAUUAGGAAUAUUUUUUGUAAUAGGACUUUAUGUAUCUUAUGUAUAUAUAUACUCCAUUCUUGGAGAAGAAAUAUAUGAGAAAAUUCCCAACCUUCUCCUUCUUUCUGACUUGGUAUCAGAGCAGAGAUCCAAUUUGGACUCUGUUUGUUCCGUGGCGUUUUUUCUUUGUUUUUUCGGGUUCUUUUGCUCCAGUUCUCCGCAUCUUCUGUCCAAAAUCUGUAGCAAUUCGGCCAUCAAUCUGUUCCGUUGGUUCCUUUGAGUUCUUUUGGGUUCUUUUGAUUGGUACAGAGAGAAACACAAGCAGAGCUAUUUCUUAGCAGCCCAGAAUUUCUCCGCCACUGCCGCCGCUGCUGCCUCCGCCGCUCUGCUCCGUCAAAUCUUUUCUUUGGUUCUUAGGUCCUUCCUCUUUCUUCGAGGUUGCUUUCCCCCGACAAUCACAGUAUAAUUUUGUAGAAGUCUUGGCCCAAUUCAUCAACAGCUGUGGGAGUAUCUCGGCUCAAUCCCUUUGUCAGCUGCCGCUUCGCCAGCCACCACACCAACAGCAGCAGGUCGGUCACGUCUCAGCCACAACGCUUGUUGACGAACGCACAGCAGCUUCGUCCAAAAUCAGCAGUAGUUCAGCCCAGUCCAAACCAUCACCUCGCUCAUAACUUUGGUUACCUUCACUCAAGCAUCCGCUUCGUCCAAAAUCUGCAGCAGUCUAGCCCAGUCUAAACUACAGCAGCAGCAACCUCAGGAUCCGACAUCCAGCAGCAGCAGCUCCAACCUGUCACCCACCCAAUUUUGAUUAAUCAACACCUUUUUUCUCUGUUCCUUGCUCCAUUCCAUUAAUUAAGGUCAACCCAGCCAAUACCUUGCUGGCAACCUUUUUUUGUUUGAGGAGCUGCCAACUAUAUCUAUUAAUCAUACUAUUUGAUUCCCCCACCAACCGCAUUUCAUUAAUCCUUCCACAUUUCCUCUCCACACUUCCCAAUUUCUUUUAUUAAGUUUCAAACACCACCCACAAACCCGUACACAACCAACUUUCACUUUCCACCCACUUUUUUUUAUUCUAUUAAACUUUCCAACACCCACCGAUUAAACAAAAGCUCACCAUCCUCACUUUUUCUAAAAGUAAAAAAAAAAAAAAAAAAAAAAAUU
Rosa chinensis is the source of this 7370-nucleotide messenger RNA. Its product is annotated as putative disease resistance RPP13-like protein 1. The transcript has 12 exons. The record is from RefSeq and is a predicted model, not a curated record. The coding region runs from base 103 to 3801 and encodes 1232 amino acids. Gene Ontology annotation, molecular function: ADP binding. Gene Ontology annotation, biological process: signal transduction; defense response to other organism. Lineage: Eukaryota; Viridiplantae; Streptophyta; Magnoliopsida; Rosales; Rosaceae.